Vicugna pacos (alpaca) is the source of this 4794-nucleotide messenger RNA. The record is from RefSeq and is a predicted model, not a curated record. NCBI's taxonomy places the organism in Eukaryota, Metazoa, Chordata, Mammalia, Artiodactyla, Camelidae.
CCGGCGCACGCUGCCUAGUCCAAGCCCGGCCUCCCGCCCCUCACCCCUAACCCUCCGUGGGGCCGCCAAGCAAACCACCUCGCGACCUGCGGACUGCAGCCUCCACCCGAGAGAGCGCGCGACAUGGCGGCGGCCAAGGCCGAGAACCUCUCCGUGGUGGUGCACGGACCCGGAGACCUGCGCCUGGAGAACUAUCCUAUCCCUGAACCAGGCCCAAAUGAGGUGCUGCUGAAGAUGCAUUCUGUUGGAAUCUGUGGCUCAGAUGUCCACUACUGGCAGCAUGGUCGAAUUGGACAUUUUGUUGUGAAAAAGCCAAUGGUGCUGGGACAUGAAGCUUCAGGAACAGUCGUAAAAGUGGGAUCAUUGGUCAAGCACCUACAACCAGGUGACCGUGUUGCCAUUGAGCCUGGUGCUCCUCGAGAACCUGAUGAAUUCUGCAAGAUUGGCCGAUACAAUCUGUCGCCAACCAUCUUCUUCUGUGCCACGCCCCCUGAUGACGGGAACCUCUGUCGGUUCUACAAGCACAAUGCCAACUUUUGCUACAAGCUUCCUGAAAAUGUCACCUUUGAGGAAGGGGCCCUGAUUGAGCCACUGUCUGUGGGCAUCCAUGCCUGCCGGCGAGCUGGAGUCAGCCUGGGGAACAGGAUCUUUGUGUGUGGAGCUGAUGUCUCCCAUUUUCUGGUUUAUUUAGGGCCAAUAGGAUUGGUCAGUUUGCUCGUGGCCAAAGCAAUGGGUGCAGCUCAAGUCGUGGUGACUGAUCUGUCAGAGUCUCGGUUGUUGAAAGCCAAGGAAGUUGGGGCUGAUUUCGUCCUCCAGAUCUCCAAGGAGAGCCCUCAGGAAAUUGCCAGUAAAGUGGAAGGCCUACUGGGGUGCAAGCCAGAUGCCACCAUCGAGUGCACAGGGGUGGAGGCCUCCAUCCAGGCUGGCAUCUAUUCCACUCGUUCUGGAGGGACCCUGGUGCUUGUGGGUCUGGGCUCUGAGAUGACCAGUGUGCCCCUAGUGCACGCAGCCACCAGAGAGGUGGAUAUCAAGGGCGUGUUUCGAUACUGCAACACGUGGCCAAUAGCCAUUUCAAUGCUUGCAUCCAAGUCGGUGAAUGUAAAGCCCUUGGUCACCCAUCGAUUUCCUCUGGAGAAAGCUUUGGAGGCUUUCGAAACAUCCAAAAAGGGAUUGGGGUUGAAAGUCAUGCUCAAGUGUGACCCCAACGACCAGAAUCCAUGAUGUGAAUUGGGCUCUGCCCUUGUCCCCACUCUCAGCGUCUUGGGGCUGAAUGGUUGGCUGGGCAGUCAUGGGUUUUGACGCAGAAGUUUCUUUUGAGUAGUAAGAAUAAUUAAAAUAAUUCAUUAUAAACAGAGAGCCUUACACAGAGGAGUUGGUGUGCCUUAAAAAUACAAGUAGGGAGAGUUUGGGGGAACAUGUAGCCAGAAUGACCUGUUCCUGCUGAUCAAAGUUCAACGAGUAGAGCAGAGCUUGGCAGGCAGGUGCCAGGAACUUCUUCUUCCUGGAGUACCUGAGUUGAAUAAGGAAAGAAACUUGCCCACUGGGUUCCUGGUUCCACUGUGACUGUGGCCAGGUGGGGGAUGAGGGCUGAGUUAUGAAGAGACGACUUAAAACUUUAUCAAGAUUUAACUGACCUAGAAGCUGAUUUUCACAAAAGUCUGCAGGUCAGUGUCAGUGAUGAGGGGUUGUCAGUAGUUUGACUUUAAAGCACGGUGUUUCUAGACAUAAGUGCUCUUUGGUUUGAUGAUUAAAGGGACUCACCUUCCUAAGUCUAGGAUGAUUUUAAAACCAAUCAAACAAAUAAAACCAAUAUCUCAUAUGAGGUCAAACCCACUUGCAUUCCUCAAGUGUGUAAAUAGUCAAGGAUCUUCUCAGCACUGCUUGAAGAAUUGUCUCUUCUUCAACUUUUGAGAAUUCUGUGUAACUUACCUCACAAGGUAAAAAAAUCACCUUCUCAUCACUCCUCCAACCCUUCUGCUCAUUCAGAGGUAGCCAGUGCAGGCUUCUUUGCCACUAGGUAACCAGGAAGCACCUACCUAAGGACAGCCACAGGGGUCCUCAUGGGAGACCUUAAAUUGCACCUCUGACUAGCGUAGGAGGGUUUGGUCAGUGCACCUGUCUUUCUCUCCCCACAGGAUCAGCAUCUCUUUCCAGGCUCAAGCUCACUGAUGAUUACUAGACAAUUCAUUUAAUUCUGGCCAUUAUAAAGAGAAAACCUUUCCCCUUCUCAGAGCCACUUAAGGUUCUCUGUACUUUUUGUCUGUUUGAAUGAUAGCUCCAACCUUGUCUAUUUUAAUCAUGGUGUUUUCCUGGGUAAAAUUUGGAUCCAAAUCACAUCAUGCCAUUUAUGACUUUGAGAUUGAGUCAAGAAUGAGGAUAUGGUAGCUGUGACAUAAUUUGGGCUGCAGCCUUUAAUCCCUCACUUCAGCUGAGGGUAGAGGGUGAGUUUGAAUAGGUUCUGAUUUUCGUGUGACUAGGGAAUGUCAUGACCAGUGCCUGGGAUUCCUCAAAUUGGUUUGGGUAAUAAAUUCGGCUUAUAUUUCUUGACUGCUGCCACCAUUUGUGGCUCUAUUUAGGGAGGAAUCAACUUAGAUUACCCAUUUCACAAAGGGAAGUAUCUGAGAUUUUUGAGAGUAAUGCAUUUUCUGCAUCAAAUACAAUUUCCAUUGACUGGAAAUUUUACAUUAAUGAUCUCUAGUUCUCACAGCAAGCCAAGUACAUGAUUAUUUUACAACUAAGGAAGUAGAGAAAUCAACUAAUUUCCUCAAGAUCAAACAUUGCUUUCCUUUUUUCAUGUUGUCUCUGGAAGAGGGUGGGAUCUUGAGAUUUCUGUCUAUGCACAACAUAUGCACACACUCAGGAGCCUCACUGCCCACUGUGCUUCCUUCUUUGAGUCCUGUUUAGCUAGGGCCAGACUUGCCAGCUGCCUUCUCUUGAAGCUCUCUCUUUCCAGCUCAGUGAUGCCCGAAGUUCCUUGAGUGUAGAAUGAGAAAGCCUUCUUCUCUUUCCAGAUGGAAGUCUUCCAAUAGAAAUGCCCCUAAAAGAGGUGGGCCUCACUGUUAAAUCCACAAGUAGUAGCUCUUCCUCUAGUUGUGGUUUGGUGGCAAGAAGAAGCCACUGAAACUGAAAAGGAAUUAGGAGCUGCAGUGGGAAUUCCUGGAAAAGUAGGACUACCAAGGACAAAGACAUGAGUCACUUAUUUUAUAGUAGUGAUUGGACUGGAUCUUGGCACUUCCAUUUCCUGGUCUAUUAAAUGGGCUUCACGAUGUCUCUAUGGGGGCAAAUACCAAGAGUGAAACAGGCUGAUUGAAAACAGUAGUUCAGGGAACACUUUCCAUUUCCAAAUCCCCCCAGAGCUCUCAACCUACUGUGACAUUUCACAGCUUCCUAAGCAGGGGAAGAGAGAGUGUUUGGUGGGAGAGGAAACGGCGUGGGUGAGCUGCUAGUGAGUCCUACAGGUGAUAGGAGGGCCUGAAUCAGUUUUACUGAGCUGGAGCCUGAACUCCCUCGCCUCUGCAUCCUUAUUGAAAUGUUCUCUUCACUGUUUGGAAGGGACUGCACGUAGCCCAGGAAUUCAGUUCUCCUGCCACCUCCACUAAGUGUUCAAUAAAUAUUGAUUCAGUGAAUCAGUCCUGGAACAAAGAAUAUGAAUUCUCCGCAAGCUCCCCAAACUCAGGUAACCCUACUGGCCUCUGUGUGCUCUGUCCCUCGUGUAUGGCACCAGUCAACACUGAGGACCUCACCCAGCUGGCGCUCCUAGCAUGAGUGGAGGACUGGGAAGAAGUACCCUGGUAGGUGGAAUGGAGAGGCUGCCCCAUGGGCCCCAAAGGAGGAAGGGGACACAGAUCCAGCAACUCCCUCUUGCCCUCCACAUUUGGCUACAGUAGAUGCUGACGUGAAGUCAUUUCUGGAUUCCCAAUCCCUGGUUCUUAGACCAUCCUAGUCUUUGUAGCACAGUCCUGCCUCUUCCUUCCUGGUUCUCUGGUGGGUGUAACACUGGGUCCUAGUGUUAAUAAGCCUGGGGGGAGGAUUCCGAAAUAGUGCUUGCCAGCACUGGUGUCUUUAUGGUAGAACAAGCUCCCCCAAAUGGCUGCCACCAGCAUCUCUGUUCCUAGGAGCCUUCUGCCUCUCUGGGAGACUCUCCAAGAUUAGCAAAUGGGUCUGACCCAGGCUUCUUUCAAAUUACUGCUUUUGCGCUGGGUCUUGGAGUGUGUGAGAUUUUGUGUGUGCCCUUGAGAGUGCAGUCUCUAUUUCCUACAGUCCUCUGGCUUUCCUAAAAGUAAACCCCACUUGCCUUCAAAGUCAAGUGUUCUGAGGCUUGUCUUCUCCAUGCAGCACCCCUAGGCUGGGGAGUCUAAUGUGGGGCUCAGACUCCUUGAUCCUUGAGGAAAGUAUCUGCAAUUGUAAUGAUCCUCCCAUUUGUGGGUCACCCAUUGUGAGGUAUGAGAUUUGACUGUACCGCAUCUCUACCCCUCCUACCUGUCUUGGUAUGGUUCCUUCUCUAUAUCUUUCGUUAUGGAGGAUGUUUUCUGCUAAUCUUCAGGUCUUUCUCAGUAGUGGUUGCUCUGUAAUAGUUGUAAUUUUGGUGUUCCUGUGGGAGGUGAACUCAGGGUCUUCCUGCUCUACCACCUUGGCCUCUCUUACCACUAUGUCACACAUCAUCAUUUUAAAUCACCAUAUCCCAUUGUAUGAAUGUACUACUAUUUAUAGAGAAAAUCACAGUAGUUUGGGUAUUUGGGUAGUCCAUAGGGUUGGGGGCUUACAAUAAAGUUGCAAUGACUGUCCUCGUGCAUA